This is a messenger RNA of Ornithorhynchus anatinus (platypus), 541 nucleotides long. RefSeq names its product ATP synthase peripheral stalk subunit F6 (gene ATP5PF). Lineage: Eukaryota; Metazoa; Chordata; Mammalia; Monotremata; Ornithorhynchidae. Gene Ontology annotation, molecular function: proton transmembrane transporter activity. Gene Ontology annotation, biological process: proton motive force-driven ATP synthesis. The record is from RefSeq and is a predicted model, not a curated record. The coding region runs from base 127 to 453 and encodes 108 amino acids. The transcript has 4 exons.
GGCAGGAGUCCGCCGUGGCCCCAGAAUCCUCCGCGCGGAGGGGCCUGGUCUCCACCGGAAGUCCCGACCGGCGGCCACUCGAGCCCAAGUCUGGGACGACCAAGCCGAACGGCCGGUGGGGUCACCAUGAUUCUUCAGAGGCUCUCCCGGUUUUCCUCCGUCCUCCGCUCCGCCGUAUCCGUCCACCUGAGGAGGAACGUGGGCGCCUCGGCCGUGGCGUUCAACAAGCAGCUCGAUCCCAUCCAGAAGCUCUUCGUGGACAAGAUCCGAGAGUACAAAACCAAGAGGCAGACAACGGGCGGGCCCGUGGACGCCGGCCCCGAGUACCAGCAGGACCUGGACCGGGAGCUCUUCAGGCUGAAGCAGAUGUACGGCAAAGCGGACAUGAACGCCUUCCCGGAAUUCAAGUUCGAAGACCCCAGGUUCGAAGAAGCGCCGAAGCCUCAGGCUUGAAGAGAGUCCGGGGCGUCCAGGUGGCCGGCGUACGGCUUAAGCGCGGGGAACCUUCCGUCGAACCUUAAUAAACUCCCAUCUCCCCGCG